AUGGAUUUGAGGAAAGUUCCUGAUGAAGAGAAAGUCAACUUAUGCAGAAAAUAUAUCAUACCUAUAUUCCUUUUUAUCUAUGGUCACAGCAUGUAGUUCUACGCUGGUUUAUGUGGUCAAUUUUAGCAGAUAGGAUUUGUGAGUUGAUAAGCUUAGACGUUUGAUCUCAAUCACUCCAUGCUACUGUAAAUGUUUGUAGGACUUAUUACUUGUUAGUCCUGCUUUGGUACUUUAGCUGUGGAUUUCAAUUAUAGCGUUUACUGUUAUUUCUUUUUUCUUGUAAUGUGAUGUGAUUUUGGAAGUAUUUAUUACAGUGUUGAACAAGGUAACUCUAAAGACUUAGUACUCCAAAUAUUAUAGAAAAUUGCACUUACUACAGCAAGGCGACACACAACGCCAUACCAGGAUUUGACUAUGUAGACUUAUCGAAUGAGUUGUAAUUUUUAUUUGUGUUAUAUUCUUUUUCGCUUGUUUCUAUUUUCCUUGAUUCACGUCAACACAUUUCUUAGGAGGAUUCGCUCUGCUGCCAUUUCUUUGGUUUAUCAAUGUAGUGUGGUUCUUUAGGGAGGCGUUCAUCAAACCAACCUUCACUGGACAAUCAAAGCUGAAAUCUUGUAAGUUUACAACAACAUUAAUCUAAUGCCACCUGUCAAGGAGGGAACUUACUCUCAGAACACAAUAGCAACACCCAUUCUUGCUGGAUUUUAUAUUUCAAAAGUGGCAGAGGUUCGAGUUCUCACAGGUUUUUUUUUAUCGCUAGUAAUUAUCUUCUAGCAAUAUUCCUGUAUCAAUACCUCUAACUGCCAGAAUUCUUGGUCCCCACUGUCAGUUAAUGACCAAGUUUUUUGUGCUGGAAUUUGUGGUCCAACCAUGGAGUGCACAGGCCAUAAAUCCUAACAGAAAAAACAAGGUUCUGUGAUAUACAGAAGGAAAAGAGAAAACAAGGUUAUUGCAAUAUAUAUUAUAUCUCUAUAUAUUAUAUCUCUGGCUUUUAAAUAGAGGGAAAAGAUAUCAGUUUAAACUACCUUUUAAAUUUAAGGGGCUGUGCAAGGAAAUACAGCCUGCUAAAUUGAUCAAUCAUAGCACACAUACCAACUGAGAGAUACAAUGACCUGUGUUAUUUUUGACAAGUCCUAUUGUCCAGAUUUAGGGAAUGUUCAUUUGGUAUAGGCCUCAACCAAUCUCAUGUCAGUUUACUCAAUAGUCUGAGACAAAAAGAUACAGCAUCAUGGCAACCAUUUAUACUGAUCAGGGUUGUGUUUGAGUGAACUCGGGAUGCCACAUGGGACCAACUUUUAUCUUUGGACAACUCUUACAACUGUGCAUUUAAGAGACUAGACCUCUGAGACAAGAGUCCUCAAACACCCAGUGGUUGUACUACAGCCAGUGAAUUGCUAAAUUGCAUGUAGCUUACCAAAGUACCAGUGAAUUGCUAAAUUGCAUGUAGCAUACCAAAGUAAAAUACCAACAACAUAGUUCAAUUUUGAUGAAAAUGUUGAGGAUGUGAAUAUAACAACAGUUUGGUAUAUCUUUCUUUCAGAUGUUAUUAAAUCAGCAAUAGGAUUUCUCAUAUGGUUUGCCGGUUUGACAGCAUGGAUUAUCAUUUAUCAGAAAUAUAGAGCAAGCUGGGGAGAAUUUGGAGACAAAAUUUCAUUUGUCAUACCACUUGGAGAACCAUAAAGCAGAUCAACAUUGCAAUUUUGUUUACAUUUUGUACAUCUGCAG
This is a messenger RNA of Pocillopora meandrina, 1725 nucleotides long. The record is from the annotation of a GenBank genome assembly. Lineage: Eukaryota; Metazoa; Cnidaria; Anthozoa; Scleractinia; Pocilloporidae.